Molecule: messenger RNA, 1700 nt
Organism: Eutrema salsugineum
Lineage: Eukaryota; Viridiplantae; Streptophyta; Magnoliopsida; Brassicales; Brassicaceae
Cellular component (GO): Golgi apparatus
Source: RefSeq, a predicted model, not a curated record
CACAGUUUCAAUGGCCGCCCGGAGAAAACAAUCCUCCAGUGACAUCUUUGGAUCAUGAGCAAUGUUCCAAACCACGUGAUUUGUGUCUCACAUUUGCCGGAGACACCCACGUGACCUUCCCUUACAGAUCUCUCAUCUCUGAUCUAAUCUCUACCUAACCGUCGCAAAGAUUCUUCCUUUCUUACUUCUUCCUCCAUUUUUUCACUCCGCAACAGUUGAAUGGCGACACUGAGCAAAACCCAUCGGCCAAAAUCCACUCCGGGAUCUCAGAGACUUGUUCUGUUAUGUAUAUUCGCCGUCGCAUUGCUUCUCAUUUUCUCUUCGGUGAUGUCCACCGGCGAAUUGGGUUUACCGUAUCGGAAAACUCUGAUUGAUUAUUUCGUCAAGUCUCCUCGAAGCAAGAGACAUCACAGUUUGUCCGACAAGUAUUUGUAUUGGGGGAACAGAAUCGAUUGUCCUGGUAAGAACUGCGAGACUUGUGCUGGUUUGGGUCACCAAGAAUCCAGCCUUAGAUGCGCACUUGAAGAAGCCAUGUUUCUUAACAGGACAUUUGUAAUGCCUUCUCGGAUGUGCAUCAAUCCAAUACAUAACAAGAAAGGCAUACUCAAUCGAUCCAACAAUCAAACUACAGACGAAAGUUGGGAAGUGAGCUCUUGUGCAAUGGAUUCAUUGUAUGAUAUUGACCUCAUCUCUGAGAAGAUCCCUGUGAUCUUGGAUGACUCGGAAGCCUGGCACAUUGUGCUAUCAACGAGUAUGAAACUGGGAAAACGAGGGAUUGCGCAUGUGUAUGGAGCCAAUAGGCAUGAGCUUAAUGACUCUAGCCACUUUGCAAAUCUUUUGCUUAUUAACCGAACCGCAAGUCCCUUGGCAUGGUUUGUUGAGUGCAAGGAUCGAAGUAAUCGCAGCGCCGUCAUGCUUCCUUAUUCAUUUCUCCCGAAUAUGGCAGCAUCAAGAUUGAGAAAUGCUGCAGAAAAGAUAAAAGCACAGCUCGGUGAUUACGAUGCAAUCCAUGUUCGUCGUGGAGACAAAUUGAAAACAAGAAAAGACAGGUUUCAUGUUGAAAGGAGUCAGUUUCCACAUUUAGACAGAGACACACGUCCAGAGUUUAUCAUGGGCAGGAUACAGAAGCAGAUCCCACCAGGACGGACUCUUUUCAUCGGUUCUAAUGAGAGAACCUCUGGAUUCUUCUCCCCUCUCUCUAUCAGGUACAAAGUGGCUUAUUCGUCGAAUUUUAGUGAGAUUUUGGAUCCUAUCAUCGAGAACAACUAUCAGUUAUUCAUGGUGGAGAGACUGAUAAUGAUGGGUGCAAAGACAUUCUUCAAAACAUUUAGAGAGUACGAAACGGAUCUCACUUUAACAGAUGAUCAAAAAAAGAGCAAGAACUGGGAAAUACCAGUUUACACCAUGGAUGAAGGCAAAGACGAAGCAAGCUAACUAUCUAUGAUCUCGCUAGCAAAGACUACACAAUGAUUCAGACAAGAGUUUCAUCACUUUUUCACUUACUCGGGAGUUAAGAAAGCCUAAUCUUGUCCGAUGAUUUUACAGCCGGUAGUGGGCCAAAUCUAUGUAUGUAAUGUGAAACCAGAGGCAUGAUUUGGGUUAGGACAGUCUUUUAAGCCAGCUUUUUUUACAAGGACUUUUGAUAUAUUAUCAAGUAUUCAGCUAAAUCAACUCAUCAUCCAUCAGAAAUGUAAUUUUGA